AUGGAGAGAGCAGCGGUGGCGUCGGCCCCUAGGAGUCCCUCAGCACCAGAAUGCAACAUCUCAACCUCCACCUUGGCCUUCGAGCAGCACUUUACCACAACUACCAAAGGACUUCUCCUCCUGGCUGAGAUAGUGUGUGGUAUGUUGGUGUGGAUCCUGGGGCACAGAUAUUUUCAUCUGUCUGCUCUCGGCUGGGUGAUGUUUGUUACCAUCUUGUGCUGGGUUCUGACCGUUGACCUGUUUGUAACUUACCUCACUGGAGCCCACAACAGGAUACCACAGGUCCCCUGGACUACACUGGUCCAGCCACAGAACACGGAACAGCAUACGAAUACGGAAUUCAAGUUCCGAAUACGAGUUCCAAAUACGGAAUACGAUUUCCGAAUACGGAAUUCGGAACACGAAACGGAACAGGGAUGA
Molecule: messenger RNA, 420 nt
Organism: Anarrhichthys ocellatus (wolf-eel)
Lineage: Eukaryota; Metazoa; Chordata; Actinopteri; Perciformes; Anarhichadidae
Product: CKLF-like MARVEL transmembrane domain-containing protein 8
Biological process (GO): myelination
Cellular component (GO): membrane
Molecular function (GO): structural constituent of myelin sheath
Source: RefSeq, a predicted model, not a curated record